AAAAAAUAUAAAAAUCAUUUCCCGUUUACCGUUAUCAAUAUUUCAAACGGGUAAAGUUCUGUAUAGAGUGUCAAAACUGUCACUGUGAUUAGUGCAUUGUGGCCUGUCGUCAAUAUGAUGGACGUUGGAAUGUACGGAAAUCAUUCGAAUAGUUAUCAUGCCGUUGGCGGUGGCGUUAGCGGUGGUGAAAUGGGAUCCAAUGGAUACACGUAUUCCUUUCCACCAGCUGCGGCUGCAACAAGCCAUCCAUAUCAUAGCCAUCAUCAUCAUCAUGGCUAUGGCCAGACGCUCGAUUCGAGCAAUAUCUACCAGCUAACUCCGCCGCAUGGCAACAAUCACCAGCAACAACAGCAGCAGGCGCAAGCUACUGCAAAUCCUGUCUAUUCGCACCCGCAUUUGUAUAGUCCUUCGGCAGCGGAAUACGGAAUAUCGACAACGCCGCAACAUCCAUCGAGUAAUUCACCCACCGACUCGUACUAUGAGAGCGACAGUGUGCAUUCGUUUUACGGGACAGCGUCAGCUGCAGCGCCAGGCAAUCCGUCAUCGACCAAUAUUCAAGAUGGAUCGAUCAUUAGCUCGGAGAACGGUUUGAGCUAUACGAACCUGGAUUGCUUGUAUAACCAGAGUCCGCAUCAUCAUUCGCAGCAUAAUGGUGGAGCUGCCGGGUAUGGAAUGCACACGAGCGACGAGGUGAAGUUAACCAUGCACUCUCCAUAUGGAUUGAGUGAGGAUUCUCUGAUGCAACAAUCAGCGGCGGGUCAGCAACAAAAUACCCAUGGAAGUAUGAUGGGCUCAAAUGCGUGGCAUCAUCAUACACAGCAUUUACAGCACCCGCCGGCACAUCAUACCGCAUCGAGUGCUGCGACAGCAGCGGCGGCGGCAAUGGCAGCGGGAUAUCCAUCAAGUGCGACAGGCAUGGAAGGAGCGAUGGUAUUGGAGUCUAUUGCUAAUAUGACUUCUAGCCGUGUCGGGCAAAUGGGUAAUAGCGGAGGAUUGGGAAGUUCGAGUAAUAGUUCAAGAAGUCAACAUGUUGUUUCGCCGGGUGGAACAACACACACACUAACUGCACAACAGCAGACUUCACCAAAUGGACUGCCGACAUAUAAGUGGAUGCAGUUGAAACGGAAUGUGCCAAAACCUCAAAUACCAAAACUACCUGCCACAAUACACGAGUACCAAAUGAAUACUCAACAAUUGGAAAUUUGCCGUUCCGCAGGAAUGGGACAAGGAGUGACAAACAAUCCCCUGCUGUUAAUGGGUAAUGGCUCUGUCAAUAAUAAUAGCAACAAUUCAGGACGAACGAAUUUCACCAACAAACAGUUAACAGAAUUGGAAAAGGAAUUCCAUUUCAAUCGAUACCUGACGCGAGCUCGUCGUAUCGAAAUCGCAAAUACACUUCAACUUAAUGAAACUCAGGUGAAAAUAUGGUUUCAAAAUCGACGAAUGAAACAGAAGAAACGAGUGAAAGAAGGCCUUAUUCCAGCAGAUGUAUUAAAUCAACAACAACAAUCCACUUCCGGUCAAAGCAAUAACAGUAACAGCAGCAAUAAUGCGAACAAUAACAGCAGCAGCAACAGAAGUUUGUCACCGAAUGCAAGUUGCAUAUCGCAGGCACCAAAUACACACACCAAUAGCUUAGAUUGCCCUCUGCCGGGAAGUAGUGAAAACAGUCGGGAAUCUAAUUAAUUCAUGGUACUGUGUCUUGGAAAAUAAGAAAAUUCUAGUAGCAGAUACACGAACCGGAUAUUCACUGUGUGUUUUUUGCAGAAUUUGUUUUGAUUUCCGCUGCUGUACAAAAAUAAACGUCAAUUGACAAGCAAUUUUAACAGAAAACUGUUAACUUUGUUGAAUUUUAUGCAAAUAAAUUGUAAAUAAAUCCAUAACUCAGGGCUUACCUCAUAAUAAAUAAAUUAGAAUUAAUUAGUAAAUUUCAAUUUAAAUGUUAUAUUAUUUAACAAAAGAAAAAAUUAAAUAAUAAAUCAUAAACCCCUAAUUAAGUAUGCUUCUGCCAAGUUGUCUGGCAUUGCUAAUA
Messenger RNA from Episyrphus balteatus (marmalade hoverfly), 2032 nucleotides. RefSeq names its product homeotic protein labial-like. Gene Ontology annotation, cellular component: nucleus. Gene Ontology annotation, molecular function: DNA-binding transcription factor activity, RNA polymerase II-specific; RNA polymerase II cis-regulatory region sequence-specific DNA binding. The transcript is spliced from 3 exons. NCBI's taxonomy places the organism in Eukaryota, Metazoa, Arthropoda, Insecta, Diptera, Syrphidae. Bases 115 to 1686 code for a protein of 523 amino acids. Gene Ontology annotation, biological process: regulation of transcription by RNA polymerase II. The record is from RefSeq and is a predicted model, not a curated record.